This is a messenger RNA of Trichomonas vaginalis G3, 540 nucleotides long. Its product is annotated as KilA, N-terminal/APSES-type HTH, DNA-binding family. The transcript has a single exon. The record is from RefSeq and is a predicted model, not a curated record. The coding region runs from base 1 to 540 and encodes 179 amino acids. Lineage: Eukaryota; Parabasalia; Trichomonadida; Trichomonadidae.
AUGUACCAAGACAGACAAAACUUACCAUCACAUCUAAAAGGUAUAUAUGUUCAUAAGUUCCUAGUUAGUUCAAUAGCAAUGUGGGCUUGGCCCCGUUAUGCAAUCUACAUACUUAUGCUACUUGACGAACUUUGUACAAAGCAGAGAGAAGAUAUGAUGAAAGAAGACAAAAGCAUACAGAAAAGAAUACCACGUUCGGUACCAAAAGGAAAGGAGAAGAGCUAUAAGUAUAUGAUUUACACUGAAGAGUUGGAGAAAGAAGAAGAUAAAGAUAUGGUUAUGUUACAUUUAGUCAGAAGAAACAACAAGAGCUUUUAUGACCUCGCUAAAAUAUAUAAAUCUGACAGAAACUGGUUCUAUCGUGAAAACUUACCGAUUUCAAUGACACCGAAUGAGCAAAUAAAGGAAAUUGUCAAAAAUACUCUUCCUCAAACACACUAUGACAUCAAAGGUUGCACAAUACUUACAUUCAAAGAAGACUUAACAUUACUGAAGGAAAAAAUAACAGAAUAUUUCGACAACUUCAAAGAGGAAGAAUGA